AUGAAGUUAGUGACUUACAACGUUAAUGGCCUGAGGCAACGAGUCUCACAGUUUGAUUCUCUUCUCAAACUCCUCGAUUCCUUCGACGCUGAUAUCAUCUGCUUCCAGGAGACGAAGCUUAGAAGGCAGGAAUUAACAGCGGAUUUGACGAUAGCUGAUGGGUACGAAUCGUUUUUCUCGUGCACUCGCACUUCCGAGAAAGGCCGCACUGGCUAUUCCGGUGUGGCGACGUUUUGCAGAGUGAAGUCGGCAUCUUCAAGCUGUGAGAUUGCUCUGCCUGUUGCUGCGGAAGAAGGCUUCACUGGUCUUGUGAACGGGAAUUCGCGAGGUGGGAAGAAUGAAACGUCUGCUUUAGCUGAAGGUGUUGAGGAGUUCGAAAAAGAAGAGCUUCUUAGGAUUGAUCAAGAGGGACGAUGCGUUAUAACUGAUCAUGGCCAUUUUGUUGUUUUUAAUGUCUAUGGACCGCGAGCUGUAGCUGAUGAUGCUGAGAGGAUCGAGUUUAAGCAUCGGUUCUAUGAUGUUUUAGAGAGAAGAUGGGAGUGUCUCUUGCGUCAAGGAAGAAGAGUGUUUGUUGUUGGUGAUCUCAACAUUGCUCCUUCUGCUAUGGAUCGUUGUGAAGCUGGGCCUGAUUUCGAGAAAAACGAAUUCAGGAAAUGGUUUAGAUCUCUGCUAGUUGAACGUGGAGGCUCAUUCUCUGAUGUUUUCAGAUCAAAACAUCCUGAGAGGAAAGAUGCAUUCACAUGUUGGUCCUCAAGUAGUGGAGCAGAACAAUUUAAUUAUGGUUCGAGAAUUGAUCAUAUCUUAGUCGCUGGAUCAUGCUUGCAUGAAGACGGAGAUCAUCAGCAGGGACAUAGCUUUCUUGCUUGCCAUGUCAAGGAAUGCGACAUACUAACAGAGUAUAAGCGGUUUAAGAGUGAAGAUAUGCCAACAAGGUGGAAAGGUGGAUUGGGCACAAAAUUAAAGGGAUCAGACCAUGUUCCUGUGUUCUUUAGUUUUGAUGAUUUGCCUGACAUCCCCGAACACAACACACCGCCUUUAGCUUCAAGAUAUCUUCCCAUGAUUUUCGGUUUCCAGCAAACUCUUGCGUCAGUGUUUAUGAAAAGGCAGGCCAGUGAGCAAGCCAAAGCCAUUGAGGUUUCAUGCUCAUCAUCGAGUGAAAGCAACGCUGCGUCAAACUGUGGAGCGAUUUCAACAUGUCCACUUAGAAACUGCAGCUUCACGGAUAUUUCACCCGAGGAAUCUUGUUCUUUGUCAUCAGUGAGAGCUGAGAAUAUCUCUAGAGAUGGAAACAGGAAGAAGGCGAGAAAAAUCCAGUCUUCUCAGCUUUCUCUCAAGUCCUUUUUCACUACAAACUUAAAAGUAGCAGCCAUCGAUAAGUCUGCUUCAUGUCAAAGCAUCACAGAACCGACUGUUUGCAGCAAAGAAGACAACGAACCAACGACUACUUCAACGCAGGAACAGGAUCAAAGUGGUUCUUCAGGUAAACAGAAGAACGAUGCAGCUUUAAUGGAGUGGCAGAGGAUACAGAACCUGAUGCAAAACAGCAUACCUCUCUGCAAAGGACACAAAGAAGCUUGUGUUGCUCGUGUCGUAAAGAAACCAGGUCCCACAUUUGGCCGCAGAUUCUACGUCUGCUCUCGAGCUGAGGGACCUUCCUCAAAUCCAGAAGCAAACUGUGGUUACUUCAAAUGGGCUUCAUCAAAAUUCCGAGACAAGUGA
Messenger RNA from Microthlaspi erraticum, 1719 nucleotides. Lineage: Eukaryota; Viridiplantae; Streptophyta; Magnoliopsida; Brassicales; Brassicaceae. The record is from the annotation of a GenBank genome assembly.